Rubroshorea leprosula is the source of this 381-nucleotide messenger RNA. Lineage: Eukaryota; Viridiplantae; Streptophyta; Magnoliopsida; Malvales; Dipterocarpaceae. The record is from the annotation of a GenBank genome assembly.
GCUACACAUUUUGUGCCAUAAACCCAGCUUCUUACUGCACCAUUUUGCUGUCUAGUUGCGGCAAAUAUCACAGCUUUGAUGCCAUUUUUCCCUUUUUACUUCCUUGGCGGGCCUUAUUUUUUCAACGGACAACUAACUGCCAUGGCAUAUGAAGAGGAGAGAAGAGCAGACAGAGGAUACAAAAGCACGGGCGUUGGGGGAAGGAAAGGAGGUGAAAGUAGAGGGAUGAUGAAAAAGGCAUGAAAAGGGUUGAUUUUUCUUCUUUCUCUGGUUGUUUCUUUGAGUUCGAGGGAUUAUGCUCUAUUCCAAUGGAGAGAAGGAACGAUUUGAGAUGAUAUCAGAUGAGUGCGCAAGGGAAUCCAUCGGGUUAGUAGAGGAGUG